CCGGAAAGCGGAAGCGGAAGUGACGCUAGGGACAGGUGGGGGCAAUCAUGGUGCCGCUGGGGAGGGGAGAAGCUGCCGCUGCCGCUGUUGCCGGGAGCCGCGGAGAAAGGCCAUUGCCUUUUCAUUUCUCACAAUUGGGCUGAGCACAAGUGAACCAUGGGGGAACACAGUCCAGACGACAACAUCAUCUUCUUUAAGGGAGAGGAAGAUGACCUAACCCCGCAUGACAAGAUGCUCAGGUUUGUGGAUGACAACGGACUGGUGCCUUCCUCAUCUGGAACUGUUUAUGAUAGGACCACUGUUCUCAUAGAACAGGACCCUGGCACUUUGGAGGAUGAUGAAGACGAUGGACAGUGUGGAGAACACUUGCCUUUUCUGGUGGAAGGUGAAGAGGGCUUCCUAAUAGAUCAGGAAGCAAUGUCCCAGGGUUACGUACAACACAUUAUCUCACCAGAUCAGAUUCAUUUGACUAUAAACCCUGGUUCCACGCCCAUGCCAAGAAACAUUGAAGGCGCGACUCUUACUCUGCAGUCGGAAUGUCCUGAAACGAAACGGAAAGAAGUAAAGCGGUACCAGUGCACCUUUGAGGGAUGCCCGCGCACCUACAGCACAGCAGGCAACCUACGCACCCACCAGAAGACUCACCGAGGAGAGUACACCUUCGUCUGUAAUCAGGAGGGCUGUGGCAAGGCCUUCCUCACCUCCUACAGCCUCAGGAUCCAUGUGCGAGUGCACACAAAGGAGAAGCCAUUUGAGUGUGACGUGCAGGGCUGUGAGAAGGCAUUCAACACACUGUACAGGUUGAAAGCACAUCAGAGGCUUCACACAGGGAAAACGUUUAACUGUGAAUCUCAAGGCUGCAGCAAGUACUUCACCACACUCAGUGAUCUGCGGAAGCACAUUCGAACCCAUACAGGAGAAAAGCCAUUUCGAUGUGAUCAUGACGGCUGUGGAAAAGCAUUUGCAGCAAGCCACCACCUUAAAACUCACGUCCGUACACACACUGGCGAAAGACCCUUCUUCUGCCCCAGUAACGGCUGUGAGAAGACAUUUAGCACUCAGUACAGUCUCAAAAGUCACAUGAAAGGUCACGAUAACAAAGGCACCGCCUACAGUGCACUUCCUCAACACAAUGGAUCAGAGGAUACAAAUCACUCACUUUAUCUGAGUGAGUUGGGCCUUCUGUCCACGGAUUCUGAAUUGCAAGAAAAUUCCAGUUCGACACAGGACCAGGACCUCAGCACAAUUUCACCAGCAAUCAUCUUUGAAUCAAUGUUCCAGAGUCCUGACGACCCUGCGAUUCAGGAUGACCCUCUGCAGACAGCUGCCUUGAUUGACAGCUUCAACGGAGAUGCAGAGUCUGUCAGUGAUGUCCCACCGCCUGCAGGAAAUUCAGCGACUUUAUCUCUUCCACUUGUACUUCAGCCUGGCAUCUCCGAGCCACCCCAGCCUCUGCUGCCAGCCUCAACUCCGUCCGCUCCUCCACCUGCUCCCUCCCUAGGACCUGGUUCCCAGCCAGCUGCAUUUGGCAGCCCCCCUGCUCUCUUACAACCUCCAGAAGUGCCUGUUCCCCACAGCACACAGUUUGCUGCUAAUCAUCAAGAGUUUCUUCCGCACCCCCAGGCGCCACCCCAGACCAUCGUACCAGGACUUUCUGUUGUUGCUGGGGCUCCUGCAUCAGCAGCAACAGUGGCAUCAGCCGUGGCAGCACCAGCCCCACCACAAAGUACUACUGAGCCCCUGCCUGCUAUGGUCCAGACUCUGCCCCUGGGUGCCAACUCUGUCCUAACUAAUAAUCCCACCAUAACCAUCACCCCAACUCCUAACACGGCAAUCCUGCAGUCCAGCCUAGUCAUGGGAGAGCAGAACUUACAGUGGAUAUUGAACGGUGCCACCAGUUCACCACAAAACCAAGAACAAAUUCAGCAAGCAUCGAAAGUGGAGCAGGUGUACUUUACCACCGCAGUACCAGUAGCCAGUAGCACAGGGAGCUCUGUUCAGCAGAUUGGCCUCAGUGUUCCUGUGAUCAUCAUCAAACAAGAGGAGGCCUGUCAGUGUCAGUGUGCGUGCCGGGACUCUGCGAAGGAGCGGGCGGCCGGCCGGAGAAAGGGAUGCUCUUCCCCGCCCCCUCCAGAGCCGAACCCCCAGCCUCCUGAUGGGCCCAGCCUGCAACUGCCACUAGACUUCUCCCUCAUCCCUGCCCCCUCCUCCACCGGACCCUCUUCCUGUGAGCAAAGCAGACAGGCUGAGGCCCCUCAACCCUCCCAAGUGUUAAGUGCCAUGGAUGUGUCAGAGUUCCUGUCCCUCCAGAGCCUGGACACCCCGUCCAAUCCGGUUCACAGUGAAGCACUACUGCAGGGGUAGAGGAAAGAGCCUGGCCAGCAGCUUCUCCAGGGGAAGGGCCUGUGCGCACCCCUCCAGGAACAGGGUGAGCAGGGAGUGCCGGCCGGGUGUGAUGCUGCCUGCCGUCAUGGGGUCAGAAAUUGGAAGGAUGAAGAAAUCUGCCAUCUGAAAGCCUCACCUUUCAGACGUAUUUUCUUUACUCAUACCCCAGGAACAUCCAUUUUAAGGAACUGAUCUUUGGAGGAAAAAACAAAAAAAACAAAAAAAAAAGCUAAGUUAUAAGUGAACUGUCUGGCUGCACUGUAUGUCACUUUUGCUUAUUGUUAUGUGAACUUGGAAAUUAAGGUUACUUGUAUGCAUAAAAGUUCUAAAUGAAAGGGUGUGGUUUCCAUCAA
Rattus rattus (black rat) is the source of this 2738-nucleotide messenger RNA. It is a transcript of the gene Mtf1, whose product is annotated as metal regulatory transcription factor 1. Gene Ontology annotation, biological process: positive regulation of transcription by RNA polymerase II; central nervous system development. Gene Ontology annotation, molecular function: RNA polymerase II cis-regulatory region sequence-specific DNA binding; DNA-binding transcription activator activity, RNA polymerase II-specific. Gene Ontology annotation, cellular component: nucleus. Lineage: Eukaryota; Metazoa; Chordata; Mammalia; Rodentia; Muridae. The record is from RefSeq and is a predicted model, not a curated record.